UGGUGAUAUCAUUUGUGCUGAGUGUUUGACUUUGCUCUGCUCCUCAGGGACGAGUCUUAUCAGUCUCAGAUACUUACAGUACUUACAUAAUCUGGUCAUUAUGUUCAGAUAUCUUGUCUUGAUUUGCAAAAACAGUUUAAAGCGAUAAAAACACAUGCAGGUUUAAAUGAGGUUACAGUCCUAAAAGCUGUGAUAUAUUACGUCUUGUCAGCCCAGUUAGCCAACAACACCUGUAUGUGUCAAGGUAGGAUGACAUGAGGAGCCCUGUGUGGUUUGGAAAUCACAGCGCAGCUUCAUCCAGAUGUGAAAAAGCUUUUUAUGAGCUGUAAUUAUGACACUAUACAUAAUGCAAUCAGGGAAGGGCUUAAAAGAAAAAAAAUGUAAGCAGCACAGAUGGAGUCAUUUAAUUGUUUUUUUUUUGUUUGAGAUGGAAGCGGAGUGACGUUAACAAGAAAAGUGUCGGCUGAUUACAGCAGAGUGGGAGAAAACGGUGAUUACAGAAAGAAGAUGGAGAGGGAAGUCAGCCAUGCCCUCCAUCAGAAAACAAAGUGUUCAAGGACGAAUCAAGAAGUCUUCUUGACUUUGUUUGUCUCCGAAACGUCUUUGUUUAGUCCUCCUUUUUAAACAUCUUCACUUGGCCCAGAUGCAUCCCUGAUGUAUGUUUGGAGCUUUUCCAAACAUGAGGUGAAGCCUGUUUGGUAGUGCCCUAGAAGUUUUUAAUAUUUCCCUCAUGGCUUGAAUCCCCAAUAUCAAUCAUCUCUGUCCUAUUUCUACAAGAAGUGCAUUACAAAGUAAGCAAGGAAAGAAAUCCAUCGCUCCUAAUGUUAGUUUCGCUAUAAAACUCCAUGUUUAUUAGCUUGAUCGGAGACAUUUCAGGAGUAGUUUGGAAUUAGGAAUCUGACGUCUUUGUGUCACAGUGAGAUCUCCCAGAGCAACUGCAUCACAUGCAUCCGGAGACAUGCCUUCCUCUCCCUCCACAGCCUGGCUCAAAUUUCAGUGCGGAAUAUCAACAGUCUGAGGGUCAUUGAGAAAGGGGCCUUUACUGACCUUCCCAAGCUGGAACAUUUAUAAGCAUCAAAUAAGAGAUUUGGAAAAAAGCCAAAACAGAAUAAGUAUCAGUGUUGACUUCCUUGACUUGCAAUAUUAUGUUUUAAAUUGACAAACAUCAUAGGACAUAGGAUCCAGCAUUUUGAAACUGUCAAUCCGGAGACAUUUUUUAUAUAUCUAGCAUUCAUUGCUGCGUGUUAAAUGUGAAGAAACAUGUCAAAGGUCACAAGCAGACCACAUUUAACCUGUACUGAGUCAAUAUGUCACCCUGUGACAUUUUGCGGGACGAUUUGUUCUUAUCUUCUCAUGUCCUUCACAGGAGCAUCUCUAACACAGGGCUGAUACACUUCCCAGACUUCACCACCAUCUCUUCCCUGGUGCCAAAUAUGAUCCUAGAAAUGGCAGACAACAUGAGGAUUGACAUCAUUCCUGCCAAUUCGUUCCAGGGCAUCACAGAGGAGUAUGUCGACAUGAACCUGGUUAGAAACGGCUUCAAGGAAAUAAAAUCCCAUGCAUUCAAUGGAAUCAAGCUCAACACACUGAUUUUGAGAGACAACAAGUAUCUCAGUGACAUUGAAGAAGAUGCUUUUGAAGGAGCCACAGGUCCGAGUUCCCUGGAUGUGUCCUCCACAGCUCUGAGUUCCCUCCCCCCUAAAGGAUUGAGGCAGGUAAGGUAUCUGAAAGCCAGCUCUGCCUUUGCUCUGAAGACCCUCCCUCCGCUGGAGAGCCUGGCCGAGCUGCUGGAGGCCGAACUCACGUACUCCAGCCACUGCUGCGCCUUCCACACAUGGCGACGGAAACAAAGGGAAAGUGCCUUAAAGAACUUCACAAAGUUUUGUGAUCUCAGUGAAACUGAAACAGAUCCCACUGCAGAUGGCAUGUAUCUCAUCGAUGACAUCAACUUUCAGUAUCCAGACCUCCUAUUCGAUUGUAUUAACAGCCCCUUCGUCAAGUGCACGCCAAAGCCAGAUGCGUUUAACCCCUGUGAGGACCUGCUGGGCUUUCCCUUCCUGCGCUGUCUCACCUGGAUAAUCACCGUGUUCGCUGUGACUGGUAACCUGGCUGUUCUGGCUAUGCUGCUAAUCAGCCACCGCAAGCUGACCAUCUCCAAAUUGCUCAUGUGUAACCUGGCCUUCGCUGACCUCUGCAUGGGGCUCUACUUGAUGCUCAUCGCCUUCAUGGACUACCUCUCUCGUCACGAGUACUACAACUACGCCACCGACUGGCAGACGGGGCCCGGAUGUGGCGUGGCGGGGUUUUUGACAGUGUUUGCCAGCGAGCUGUCAGUGUAUACGCUGACUGUGAUUAGCCUUGAACGCUGGCACACCAUCACCAACGCCAUGCAUGUGAACAAGAGGCUGCGUAUGCACCAUGUGGCAGCCAUAAUGGGGGCAGGCUGGGGCUUCUCUCUGCUGGUUGGCCUGCUCCCUCUAGUGGGGGUCAGCAGUUACAGCAAAGUGAGCAUCUGUCUGCCCAUGGACAUCGACACGUUGGGCUCUCAGGUUUACUUGGUGGCUGUGCUCAUUCUCAAUGUUGUUGCUUUCCUGGUAGUCUGCUACUGUUACAUAUGCAUAUAUCUGAGUGUUCGCAACCCAGAGCACUCUACCCGCCACGGAGACACCAAGAUUGCCAAGCGCAUGGCCGUGCUCAUUUUCACAGACUUUGUGUGCAUGGCCCCAAUCUCCUUCUUCGCCAUCUCCGCGGCCCUGGGUAUGCCCCUCAUAACCGUGUCUCACUCAAAGAUCCUGCUCAUCCUUUUUUAUCCCAUCAACUCCCUCUGCAAUCCUUUCCUGUACACCCUCUUCACACGGGCUUUCAGGAAGGAUGCAUGCCUGCUGCUGAGACGCUGCGGCUGCUGCCACGCCAACGCAAACGCCGACUUUUACAGGUCACAGACUUUGGCUUCACACCUCAACUGCACCCAGAAAACAUCUAACCCUCACUCGCUUAGCUUCUAUGCCUAUCACAUUAAGGUGAAGGACUGCUUUCUAAACAAGGGAGCCACAUGACCAUCAACACUGAACAUUUUAUCAUGACCUUAAAGGCAGCAUCUGCUGCUAAAUAUGUAGCAUUUCAGGUCAGGGUGAAGAGAUUCUCAGUCUUGUACAUGGCAGGUGUUGGAUCAGAUUUUAUCUUUUUAGUUUACAAGGUGAAAAUUUCAUCAGUCAGGACCAAGAGACCUCAAACUGAAGACAACGGGUGCUGCAGCCUUCAUUUCUGCACAUGCGAUGUGGUACAAAGAAGCAGAUGGAUGGAGCAGAAAUGAGUCAGUGUAUUUGCAAAGCUGUCCUAAAGCACUGGUGGUCAUGUGUGUUAUUAAGAUCAAGAUAUAUAGUAUACAACAGCUUUUGUGUAAGAUGUUACAAGAAGACACAUUUAGUUUCUAUUAAAGUAGAAAUGAUUUGUUAUUCUGUCCUAAAGGUCAUUGACUACAAUGAAGUAAAUGUGAUCAAACAGAAGUGUUUGUUUCAGCUCAGCAGAGAUGAGUUUUAGUGCCAUCUAUUGGGUUGUUGUGCUCAGAGACGACUUGCAGACAUGCCAGAGCAGCCACACAGACUCAGUUCAAGCUAAAUAGUCCUGCUGUUCAAAAUGUCCUGGAUUUUCACAAUAAGACAUUUUAAUAAAACAUUUUUAAAAAAAGUGUGGUCAAUUA
This is a messenger RNA of Sebastes umbrosus (honeycomb rockfish), 3700 nucleotides long. RefSeq names its product lutropin-choriogonadotropic hormone receptor-like. The record is from RefSeq and is a predicted model, not a curated record. Gene Ontology annotation, cellular component: membrane. Lineage: Eukaryota; Metazoa; Chordata; Actinopteri; Perciformes; Sebastidae. Gene Ontology annotation, biological process: male gonad development; follicle-stimulating hormone signaling pathway. The transcript has 9 exons. The coding region runs from base 1308 to 3056 and encodes 582 amino acids. Gene Ontology annotation, molecular function: follicle-stimulating hormone receptor activity; thyroid-stimulating hormone receptor activity.